Acytostelium subglobosum LB1 is the source of this 2010-nucleotide messenger RNA. RefSeq lists its product as hypothetical. Gene Ontology annotation, molecular function: protein binding; protein tyrosine/serine/threonine phosphatase activity. Gene Ontology annotation, cellular component: cytoplasm. NCBI's taxonomy places the organism in Eukaryota, Evosea, Eumycetozoa, Acytosteliales, Acytosteliaceae. Gene Ontology annotation, biological process: protein dephosphorylation. The record is from RefSeq and is a predicted model, not a curated record. The annotation marks the transcript as partial. The transcript is spliced from 3 exons.
UAUAAGAUGUUGAAGAGAUUCUUGUCAUUGCGGUCAUCCCGCGUCAGUACUGGAAAGGGUGACACGCAUAGACAAAAGUCCUCAACGAUACAGGUGGUGGAGGAUACUUCGACGAAACAGCAUCAGCAGCAACAUCAACAGAGACAGGGACAGGCACAUUUCGAGAACAAUCCAUCAAUGAUAGAUUAUCAAUGCACAGAGAAGGCCGCACUGAUGAAUCGGUACAAUCUCACAGAGUUGCCAUUAUGUCUGUUCGUGGGCACUGAUCCUGCGCCCCAAGACAUGCAGCUGGCGCACUCAAUCGACACAUCGACCACAACUACAACGACAACAACGGCGGCAGUGUCAACAGCACCACUGUCGCCACCCGUCUCACCAAAGAAGAGCAGCGACGAGCUGCCGCAGCAGGAUGGCGCGCCAAAGUCCCCGCGCUUGCCACCUCAAUCACCACCCAGCAACAAGAUAACGGUGGCCAUUCAGGCCCCUCCCACUCUGUACUACAACACCUACCUGACCAUCUUGAUACUGGACACCAACAAGAUAACAGUCAUCCCGAGGACAAUCACACUGUUUCCCAAUCUGAUCGAGUUGUCCAUCUCGUCCAACUUGCUCACGGACAUUCCCGAAUACUUAUGCGAGCUCACCAUGUUGCAGUCGUUGCGCAUUGGCCAGAACCCUUUCCCCUCAUUCCCCCUCAACGUCUGCAAGCUGACGAGCCUCACCGAGCUCUACUUUGAAUCCAACAACAUCGACACACUCCCGCAAGACAUACUUCACCUCACCAGACUCAAGGUGCUCUCGCUCGAAGAGAACCGAUUCACAUCGAUACCCGAGUAUCUGCCGGCGACGAUCGAGCGCCUCAACCUGUCUGGCAACGACAUAUCAUUCAUCGAGUCGGGCACGCUGCCCAUGUCGCUGCUCACCAAUCUGACCGUGCUCAACCUGUCGGAGAACCAGCUGACCAAGAUCGACGACUCGUUCGUCCUCCUCUCCAACCUCAAGACACUGUUGCUCGAUUGCAACAUGAUCACACACCUGCCGGGCAACGUCGUCCAGGGCUGGCAGGCGCUGUCGUCGCUCAACAUCCCCCAUAACGAGCUGACGACGCUGCCGGCCGAGAUAGCAUUCCUGCCCAACCUGUCCGUGCUGGACGUGCGCGGCAACUGCUUCGAGCACACCAAGUCGGCGCCCGCCGAGGUCUCCUCCACCAGUGCAUUCAAGCUGGAGGACUUCAUCUCGGACAAGGAAUCAUUCAAUCUUCUCAAGCUCACAUCUGACCUCAACAGUCAUCUGGCAUCGACAAGCGAUGAGUUUGGAGGCGAUAACAGUGCAGGAGCAGGAGCAGGUGGCGACAACAGCAGCACAACAACCACAGGUGCCCUGUCUACGACAGCAGCGGCGCCACGCAUUAACGUUCAGAUUGGCGGAGGCAUUGGCAGUCAGAUGUCAGCGCCACUAAUCUUUUGGCAGUCGAUAAGUGCCGACCAGAUCAUCGAUGGCGUCUUCCUCGGUUGUAAAGAAAGCGCCACAAACAAGCGAUUCCUUCUAGAUAACAACAUCACUCAUAUAUUGACCGUGGCUCAUUUCAAACCAUUGUAUCCAAAGUUAUUCAAGUAUAAGGUGAUUGAUAUUGACGAUGUGGACUACGAGAAUAUAGCAAUGUACUUUAAUGAGAUGAAUGAGUUUAUUGAUGAAGCAGUGGCCACUGGCGGUGUCUUGAUACACUGUCGCGCAGGUGUUUCCAGGUCAGCAACUGCAACUAUGGCCUACAUAAUGUAUAAACAGAAGUUAAGCUUUGAUGAAGCAUUCAGUAUAACUGCAAAGGGAAGACCAAGAAUAUGUCCAAACAAUGGAUUCGUUGCUCAACUGAAAGAAUAUGGCAUUGAGCUGGCGUCCAAACAACAUCAACAACAGCAACAGCAAUCACCAACACAAACACAUACGCAGGUCGAACAUAUUGAAGUAGUGACGCCAACAUUGGUGGUCGAGCCAGUGCUGCUACAGCUGCCG